Molecule: messenger RNA, 171 nt
Organism: Fusarium verticillioides 7600
Lineage: Eukaryota; Fungi; Ascomycota; Sordariomycetes; Hypocreales; Nectriaceae
Exons: 1
Coding region: 1-171 (56 amino acids)
Source: RefSeq, a predicted model, not a curated record
AUGACAUGCAAUCUCAAAGCCUCUACAUACAUUCUUAUCCAGUCGCGAUAUCAAUCGUUGUUUAUUGAUAACGCUCUCAUCUGGCCUACUGGGGCCUUUCCAUUUAUUGCCAUGCCACUCGCUACUCUUGACGACGCCCAUUGCCCAAAAUGGCAUCUGCAUCUGAUAUGA